Molecule: messenger RNA, 1779 nt
Organism: Ziziphus jujuba (common jujube)
Lineage: Eukaryota; Viridiplantae; Streptophyta; Magnoliopsida; Rosales; Rhamnaceae
Exons: 4
Coding region: 310-1599 (429 amino acids)
Source: RefSeq, a predicted model, not a curated record
AUCAAUGUUUGCAUGCCAUUGUCCCACACCCUAUGUGUCAACCUCUGUUUAUAUUACUUUUUAAGAACAUGACUCUUUCAAUCACUCGUAUUUAUUUAUAUUUUUUUGGGCAAAUUAUAUAUAUAUAUUUGUGACAGACAGUAUCUCCUGCAGCCAUGUAUAAGAAACACUUGGGUGGUAGCUGAAUUUCGAAGCCUGAUAUCACUCUGAGAAAAAAAAAAAAAAAAAAAAAAAAGUUCACCCCUUUCACCUGUAUAUGAUUUCAUUUAGUUUUCCUCAGAUUCUGAUCUCAAGAAAGUUCCCAAAGAUAUGGAAGAUGAAAGGCGAACCAUAUUGUUAUCGAACCAAAAAGACCACGAAUUGCAUGAAGGAAUCGAAUUGAAAAGCUUCAUGUCCUUCCUCAAAUGGGUUUGCGUGGACCAGUCCAGUCUUUGGAGGGCAAGUCUUUCAUGGUCGGUGUUUCUCUUCCUUGCCAUUGGAGUUCCAGUUCUAUCGCACUUCCUUCUGGAUUGUUCUUCCACUUGCGAUGCCGACCAUACAAGGCCUUACCAUGUUCCUGUCCAAAUCUCUCUCUCUCUUUUCGCUACGCUUUCCUUCUUUUGCAUCUCUCGCUGGGCUCGUAAAUAUGGUCUCAGGAGGUUCCUCUUCAUUGACAAACUCUUCGAUCACAGUGAGAAAGUCCGCCAUGGAUACAAAGAACAGCUUCAGAAAUCCAUGAGGCUUCUCUAUGUGGUAGUCCUCCUUUUCUUUGCCAUUGAGACUGCCUACAAAAUUUGGUGGUACAUUUCAGGAGGCACACAAGUGCCACAUUACGGUAAUCUAUAUCUAAGUGACACCAUUGCUUGCAUAUUGGAGAUAUGUUCAUGGCUUUAUCGAACCACACUUUUCUUCCUCGUAUGUGUUCUCUACCAGCUUAUUUGCUUUCUGCAAAUACUGAGACUUGAAGAUUUUGCUCGAGUUUUCCAGAGAGAAACUGAAGUGGAAUUAAUCCUCAUUGACCACCUCAGUAUCAGAAGGAAUCUUCGGAUUAUAAGCCACAGGUUCCGAGCAUUUGUCUUGCUCUCUCUUAUUAUGGUCACAGCUAGUCAGCUUGCUGCCUUGCUCAUGGCAACAAGAGCUAGUUCUCAAGUCAACAUUUUCAAGGCUGGAGAGCUUGCGUUAUGCUCCAUGAGCCUAAUCUCAGGGCUUUUCAUAUGCUUGCGUAGUGCAACAAAGGUGACUCACAGGGCACAGUCAAUUACUGGCCUUGCUGCAAAGUGGCAUUUAUGUGCUACAAUAAACUCUUUCGAUUAUACAGAUGGCGAAACUCCAACGACACAAAUUUCUUCUGCUCAAGUGUUCCCCUUAGGUUCUGAGUGUGAAUCAGACACCGAAGAAGGGGAUGCAGAUGACGAUUUGGAUGAUGCCAAGAUGGUACCAAUUUUUGCUCAUACAAUCUCAUUCCAGAAGAGGCAAGCUUUAGUUAAUUAUUUAGAGACCAAUAGGGCAGGAAUCACUGUAUAUGGGUUUGUGGUGGAUAGAGCAUGGCUUCACUCCAUUUUCGCGAUUCAACUUGCUCUGCUUCUGUGGUUGCUCAACAAGACGAUUGGUAUCUCGUAAAGAAAUUAAGUGUCUUCUUAUCGGUCUCAUCUCUUAUUCAUUAGCAAUGGAAGUUUCCAUAAUGAGCAUAUUGAAUGUAUAUUUUAUGUAUAGGUCGUUUGGUGUAUGAAAUUUUGUUUACUUUGUUUGACCUGUUUAUUUAUGGAUUAUAUAAUAGAAAAUAAUUUCCCCAUUGACUUA